Messenger RNA from Torulaspora globosa, 1284 nucleotides. It is a transcript of the gene AAT1, whose product is annotated as aspartate transaminase AAT1. The transcript has a single exon. Gene Ontology annotation, biological process: biosynthetic process; L-aspartate catabolic process. Lineage: Eukaryota; Fungi; Ascomycota; Saccharomycetes; Saccharomycetales; Saccharomycetaceae. Gene Ontology annotation, molecular function: L-aspartate:2-oxoglutarate transaminase activity; pyridoxal phosphate binding. Gene Ontology annotation, cellular component: mitochondrion. The record is from RefSeq and is a predicted model, not a curated record. The coding region runs from base 1 to 1284 and encodes 427 amino acids.
AUGCAGUUGCUGUUUCGCAGAUGGCUAGUGUCUGGUAUCGAAGCGAUACCGCGGGCAGCCCCAGACAGGAUUCUCGGGCUCACAGAGCAGUUUGCUAGCGACAGUUGCAGGAAUAAGGUGAAUCUUACGGUGGGAGUGUAUAAGGACUCGUGGGGUCAGGUGACGACGUUGCCGUCGGUGGCCAUGGCGCAGAGGCAGAUCGACGAGGACGUGGAGCUGAACACCGACCUGUCGUACCUGCCGAUCACCGGGUGUCCCGAGUACAGCGAGAAGGUGCUCGGGUUUCUGUUUGGAGAGUCGAGUCCCGGGUCCGGGCCGCAGCUGGUGCGGCAGCAGCGGGUGAGCUUUGCGCAGACGCUGAGCGGGACCGGGGCGCUGGCGGUGGCGUCGAAGCUGCUGGCGUUGUUCCUGGCGCAGACGGUGUGGGUCCCGCAGCCGUCGUGGCCCAACCACUGGAACGUGUUCAGGAGCAACGGGUUCGCGGACAUCAGGGCGUACCCGUACUACCGCGACGGCCGGCUGGUGGUGGACGAGUGGCUGGAUCUGCUCCGCUCUCAGGUCCGGAGCGACCGCGCGAAGCGGCACGCUAUCGUUCUGCAUGCGUGCUGCCACAACCCGACCGGGGCGGAUCCGACGAGGGAGGAGUGGCGCAGAAUCCUGGAUACGAUCCACGAGCUGCAGAUGAUCCCCGUGAUAGACAUGGCGUACCAGGGCCUCGAGUCGGGGAACCCGCCCAAGGACGCGUACGUGCUGCGCAUGUGCCUGGACGAGUCCCGGUACGACUGCUGGCCGAAUGGAUUGUUUCUUUGCCAGUCGUUUGCCAAGAACAUGGGCCUCUACGGCGAAAGAGUGGGAUCGCUGAGCGUGGUGGUGCCGCCAAACGACUCGGGCACGAGGGAAAAGGUAGACUCGCAGCUGAAGCAGAUUGUCAGAAGCGCCUACUCGUCGCCCCCCGGCUACGGCUCUCGCGUGGCAACGCUUGUGCUUUCUAAGCCUUUUCUGCGCAUGCAAUGGUACAAGGAUGUCGCGUUCAUGGUCAGUAGACUAAACCAGGUGAGGAGCGACAUGCAUGAGUUGCUCGGAUGGCCCGCGCUCACGGAUUUCGAGCAUCAACAUGGCAUGUUCUACUACACGGGACUGAGCUCGAAACAGGUCGAUUUGCUGAGGACUAAAUAUUCAGUAUACAUGACUGCCGACGGCAGAUUGUCCUUGAGUGGGGUCAACGAUCAAAAUAUCGAGUACGUUUGUAAAGCAUUGAAAGCGGUCUCCAAGACGGCUCGCUAA